Molecule: messenger RNA, 2028 nt
Organism: Eupeodes corollae
Lineage: Eukaryota; Metazoa; Arthropoda; Insecta; Diptera; Syrphidae
Product: BOS complex subunit ncln
Exons: 7
Coding region: 152-1822 (556 amino acids)
Biological process (GO): regulation of signal transduction
Cellular component (GO): endoplasmic reticulum membrane
Source: RefSeq, a predicted model, not a curated record
AGUUGAAAAUGUCAAAUUUUCGGCCAUAAAAUUUUUUCGUAUUCCUGGUGCCGUAAAAUUCCCACAAAAAUUUAUAAUUUCCUUUUCUCGAAUUAAGUUUGAACAAAUUUCUGAAAUAAAGACUCUUCCAAACAACUACCUCAAUUCAAAGAUGUUCGAAGAAGCUGAUAAUUUUGCGGACAUAUUUCGUGGUGGCCUUCCCUAUUAUCUUCUCAUUACUCUACCAAUUUUGAUAAUUUGUUCCUCGAAUCCAGUCUUGGCAUCCAGUGAAUUCACCGUCCAACGGAUGUCCCAAUUCGACGUCAAUGGUGUCCCCUAUGGUUGCCGAGCAUCUGCAUUGACACUGGAAGCGAAGUCCUUAUAUUCAUGGGGAACGUCAAGGCACUGCGUAGUGACAAAGUUCCAAGAUAUGACAAUAGAUCAAUUUAGAGAGAUUCGCCAGAAAGCGGGCGGAUUGGUUAUCUUAUUGCCAAAUAAUAUUGCAUCGCUAUCAAAUGAGGAUAAAGAGCAUUUAAUUCUACUUGAACAAGCAAUGUUGGCUCAAGUUUCGUCAAUUCCUGUUUAUUUCUCAACCUACAACGAAGAUCUAGACCAGGUUAUAUCGGAUAUUACAAUAGCCAGUGAUGCAUCGAAAGCAGCUUCAAGUGGCAAAGUGGAGCGAUCAUCAGCACUUUCAGAACUUCUCAAUAUGAUAUCAGCCAAUGGCUAUCAAAUUGUAGUGUCUGGUGCUAGUCAUGCAGCAAAUAAGCAAAGUAAAAUUCCAAUAAUUCAAGGAGAACUUGCACCAACAAAGAAUAUUAAAUCGGCUGAAAUUGAAGUCAAUACUAAAUUGCCAUUAAUUAUUGUAACAUCGCACCUCAACACAUUUGGACUUUAUAAUGACUACCCUCUUAAUGCUGACACUGCAGUGUUACUUACUCUUGCUGAUUUGUUUAGUAAGCUCCACAACACCAUUAAUACGGCUCCCAAAUUUCGUUUAAUGUUCUUACUCUCGGAAUCGGGAGCAUUAUUGAAUUUUCAAGGUGUCAAAAAAUGGCUUGAUGAAAAUGUUCAAUUACAGAAUGUUGACUUUGUUCUUUGUUUGGACACAAUUACCCAAGCCUUAAAUACAGAAAGUGGAUCAAUGUACAUGCAUGUUUCGAAACCACCAAAAGAAGGAACCGCCAUGAACAACUUCUACAAACUUCUUAAAUCUGUUGGACAACAGUACAAUAAUAUAACAAUUGAUGGUGUACAUAAGAAAAUCAAUUUAGCUGAUGUGCAAUUGGCAUGGGAACAUGAGCGUUUCAGUAUGAAAAGACUACCAGCUUUCACUCUAUCUAGUCUAAAAUCACCAAAAGAACCCGUCCGAACGACCACAUUCAAAGACGAUCAAGACAAAAUCCUUUCAAGUAUUCAAGGAAAUACCAAAGUAAUUGCUGAAACUCUUGCACGUUAUAUCUACAAUGUAGAAGAGGGUGAAAUAUUCUCCGGUGCCAUAGAUAUCAACAAGAACCUCAUUAAUUCGUGGAUCAAUAUAAAAUCAUUGCAACAUAAUAACGACCUAAAAAAUGCCUUUGAAAAAUAUUUGAAAAACGUUAAAAUUGUUUACGACAAACCAGAUGUAAGAGAGCCAGACUUUAUGCUCUAUGAGGGACAAGAGGCAAAUCUAUAUGUUUACCGUGUGAAACCAGCCGUAUUUGACCUCUUUCUGACUAUCCUCAUUGCUGCGUACUUGACUUCUGUAUACUUUUUCAUUCAGAAUUUCCCAGCACUCUAUACACUCGUCUGUAAAAUGACGAAAAACAUCGCACCAUCGACAUCCAAAGUUAAGUUAAAUUAAUUUACGUACUUAUCUUACGUGCUAAAGCAAUUUUUCUAAAUAAGUUAUAGAACAACAAACAAACAAAAUUCAAACAAAGAAUCCGAUAUCAUAAAAAGUGUAGGAUAGUGUAUUUUACCUCUAGGAUCUUUGUAAGACUCUAGAUAAAUUGUAUUUUUCGAAGUAAUGUUGUCAACAAAAAAAAAAAAAACAAAACAAAAAAUAAA